Lactuca saligna is the source of this 1216-nucleotide messenger RNA. The record is from the annotation of a GenBank genome assembly. Lineage: Eukaryota; Viridiplantae; Streptophyta; Magnoliopsida; Asterales; Asteraceae.
CAAGAAUUGGCUAUGCUUCCAAGUUCCUUUGGAAAAUCCAGUUUACUCCCCCUAUAGUAUCACUGCCUACUUCAUUUAAUCACGAAAUUAAGACUUAAAUGAUGUCGGCUCAAAUGGAAGAAUACAAGAAAUGCGACGCCAUGCGAAUAGAGUUACAAGAUGGAAAUCACAUUCAUGGUUUUUAUAUCACCAAGUUUCAGCCUUCUCUUGAUGAAACGCAAAAAGAAGAGGUGGAAAAGCAAAAAUGUCAGUUGCUGACUCUUGCUCGAUCCAGUAUCAACAAAGAUAUAGAGCAGUUAAAGGCAGAUGAACAUCAAAUAAACCGGAAAUUAAUGUGGUUUACAAAUCAUGAUCAGUAUAUACAACGCAAGACACAGGAAAUAAGUAAUCUUGAGGGUUAUCUGUGUAAAGUCAAGCCUCAUUUAUCUACAAAUUCAAUACCAAGAACAACUGGUUUUUUACAUUUGUCUGAAAAAGAUGCUCAAACGCCUCUAAGACCAGAUCGAAAACGUUGCCAAAAAAGGCUGAUCAAGAAAGGGAGGAUGGACACGGAUUAUUUGCAUCAAGUAAAGGAAGAACUUCUGUGUCUAAAGAACUCAGGUGGAUUGACAUCAUCUUCUACACAAGUUAAAGAUCUGAGUGAGAGCAUGGCGCAAAGGAUCCAACAUGGGAACAAGAAUCGGUUAGAGGAAAUGAGAAUUUAUCUUGAAAUGAGAAACCUCAAUGAAACACGGGAAAUUUACACUGCACCAGAGCCUGAUCACCUUCCUAGUUUUUGGUACUCAAUCGAAAGACUAUCGAAGUACGAUGUAGAUUUAAAGCGAGCUCUACAACAUAAGAUAAAGAUUCGAUUAGAUGACAUUGAGGACAUGAAAAUGGAUCUAAAGGGACGUAAAGCUAUAGUUAAACGACUUAAAGCCGAUUUGGAACUUGUAAGAAAGAGAAUUAGUUGUUUACAGAAGGAGCUUGAAGAUGUUUACACAAAGAAAAGUAAAGCCUAUCAACGUUGUUAUUAGCUUGGAGAGCAAAAGAAAAGACUGGUACAGUAGUAUAUGCUUUUCAUUAUCAAAAACAAAAUACAUAAUAUCACUAAACUUGAAGGCGAUAGCUAAGUUAUUUACUGCAUUCAGAAAUGAUCUAAGAACUUGCAUAUCUUAGGUGUUGUUUAAUCUCUAUUAUAUGCAACUAUAUGUGCCCUUUUGGGCUCAUAUCCCGG